Macrosiphum euphorbiae (potato aphid) is the source of this 780-nucleotide messenger RNA. The record is from the annotation of a GenBank genome assembly. NCBI's taxonomy places the organism in Eukaryota, Metazoa, Arthropoda, Insecta, Hemiptera, Aphididae.
AUGUUUGAAGCAAGACUCUUGAAGAGUGGCCAGCUCAAAAAGAUUUUGGAAGCCAUUAAGGAACUAUUAAAAGAAGCGACAUUUGAUUGUUCUGAUUCUGGGAUUCAACUUCAGGCCAUGGACGACGCCCAUGUCAGCUUAGUAUCCAUGUGUUUGAAAAGUACUGGUUUUGAUAAGUUUCGCUGUGACAGGAACUUGUCAAUGGGCAUCAAUCUAGAAAGCAUGGUGAAAAUCAUGAAAUGUUGUUCUAAUGAUGACAUUAUGACUAUUAAAGCUCAAGAUAAUGCAGAUACUCUCACUAUUAUGUUUGAGACAUCAAACCAGGAGAAAAUGUCAGACUAUGAAAUGAAACUCAUGAAUUUGGAUCAAGAACAUCUUGGUAUACCUGAAACAAAUUAUUCUUGUAUAAUUAAGAUGCCUUCUACUGAAUUUGCAAGAAUUUGUAGAGAUUUGAGUCAGUUUGGGGAAUCUGUUAUUAUUGCUUGUACUAAAGAUGGUGUAAAAUUCUCUACUUCGGGUGAUAUUGGAUCAGCUAAUGUCAAACUUUCGCAAAACUCGUCAAUCGAUAAAGAAGAAGAAGGAGUUACCAUUGAAAUGCAACAAGCUGUAUGUUUGACAUUUGCUUGUCGUUACCUGAAUUUGUUUUGCAAAGCAGCUCCAUUAUCUCCACAAGUUAUUCUAUCAAUGUCUGGAGAUGUCCCAUUAGUUGUAGAAUACCAAAUUGAAGAGUUGGGUUAUAUCCGGUAUUAUUUAGCACCUAAAAUUGAAGAAGACGAUUAA